Molecule: messenger RNA, 1500 nt
Organism: Penicillium angulare
Lineage: Eukaryota; Fungi; Ascomycota; Eurotiomycetes; Eurotiales; Aspergillaceae
Product: alpha-mannosyltransferase
Exons: 1
Coding region: 1-1500 (499 amino acids)
Biological process (GO): mannan biosynthetic process
Cellular component (GO): Golgi apparatus
Molecular function (GO): alpha-1,2-mannosyltransferase activity
Source: RefSeq, a predicted model, not a curated record
AUGAUCAGGUCAUUCCUCCGAGGACGCACACUUAUCAGUGCCAUCCUUGCGAUUAUAUGGGUAUUCGCGCUAAUUACUCUAUGGCGCACAUACCACAAUGAUAGCACUAUCGAGUCCUCUCAACCCCCCAUUUCAAUCCAAGCUUCAAAUUCCCACGACCUAAGUGUCGCGCACCAGCGCUUUUGGUUGAAAUUCCAUGGCCACCUUGAAAGACAUGCACCGGGUACUAGGCCGGUGAUUGAGGAUGAAAAAGCGCCAACAGAGGGAUUCCAGGCGAAGAAUGCCCCGCCACGUCCGGAAUUCGUCAAAGUCGACAAAGAGGAUGUCGAGACCAUGAAAGAAGCGCAUACCGGAUUCGUACGGGCUAUUACAACCUCGCCGCCUGAGCUGGAGUAUAUCCCAGGUACAAAGGGCAUUGUAUCAACGGCCGGAGGCUCAUACCUACCGGUAGUUGUUAUCUCUCUCCGAAUGCUGCGCCGGACAGGAUCAACGCUACCAAUGGAGAUCUUCCUAGCCGACAAUUCAGAAUACGAAGAGUACAUCUGCGAUACUGUCCUCCCAUCUCUAAACGCACGGUGUAUAAUUCUUUCAGAAAUCCUCCUCGCCGCCCCUGCAACCAUAAAAACAUACCAAUUCAAGCCCCUUGCCAUGCUAUUCUCUUCCUUCGAGGAAAUCCUCUUCCUAGACGCAGAUGCAUUUCCACUUAAAAAGCCCGAAAUCCUCUUCAACAGCGAACCCUUCCGCACAAACCAUAUGGUCACCUGGCCUGAUUUCUGGGGUUCUUCCGCAUCCCCACUGUUCUACCAGAUUGCAGGGAUUUCAUCUCCAGCCAUGACGUUACGACAAUCAACGGAAUCAGGCGAAGUGCUUCUCUCCAAAAAGACACACAUGCGCACCUUGUUCUUGUGCACAUAUUACAACUACUGGGGACCAACGCAUUACUACCCCCUCCUGUCACAGGGCGCAGCCGGAGAAGGCGAUAAAGAAACCUUCGUCGCAGCAGCAUCUGCAAUGAACGAUCCGUUCUACCAAGUUAGCGAAUCCAUUUGCGCACUCGGUCACCGCAAAGACGAGGGUGGUUUUGCAGGCUCGGCAAUGGCACAGUUCAAUCCUAUCCAAGACUACGAACUGACCAGUCAAGGUAAAUGGCGUGUUCGUGGAGACCAGGCGCCUACCCCGGAUGUGUUUUUUAUUCAUGCCAAUUUCCCUAAAUUUAAUCCUGCUACUGUUUUUGAGCCACACGAGGUCAACCCUGCUUUCAAGGAUGAUGGUACGCCUACCCGUGCAUGGACGAUUCCUGAGGAUAUUGUGGAUCAGUUCAAUGCCAAGGUUGAUGUUGAGAAGGCAUUUUGGGAAGAGAUUCUUUGGACGGCAUGUGAGCUUGAAGAUAAAUUCGAUACUUGGGAAGAUCGGACAGACGUCUGUGCUGGUGUUAAAGACUAUUGGCGAAGCAUUUAUGGAGAGGACAUGCCCUCUGUUAAGGGUACGGAUAGCUAUUGA